AUGAAGCUCGCUGUCCCUGUUGUCCUGAAUUCAGACUUAAAGAGCGCCUCGGACAACAGUCCGGAGACUGACACCAGGGACGAAGCGCAACAAGCGCCUCCGCCAAACAACUACCUGCUUCUCACCAUCUUUACAUGCUUCUGUCCAGCCUACCCCGUCAACAUAGUGGCGUUGAUUUUCUCUGUAAUGUCCAUAAGCAGUUAUAACCAAGGAGACCGGGAGGGUGCGGAACGGCUGGGUUGGAAUGCCAAGUGGGUUGCCAUCGCGUCGGUGAUUAUGGGACUCCUAGUCACUGCCAUCUAUUGCACGGUUCACUUCACAACGCUGCUCAGUUAGGAAGCUGGAGGCUGUCCUCAGACAGACACACAGCUUGUUCAGAAGCCAGCCCUGGGGCCCAUGUGAGAGCAUCGUUCUGUCUUGUUUUCUACCUGUCGAGCGGCUGUGCCGCCUCCUAGAGGGAGUCUGAGGAAGUCUGGAGAGACCCGAGUCAUUCUUAUGCCUAGACACAGCAAGCAACAUGAACAAUCGCCCCUCCGAGAUUUGAGUGGCAGAGGAUCUCCCUACUGAAGGACAUCUUUCUUCCAAAGAGAUUGUAUUUCUGUUUUUUAUUUGUUUUAUUUUUUAAAGGAUUUACCUGAAGACAGAGUUUCUACGAACAAGGCGGCAAUGGCAGGAUUCUUU
Molecule: messenger RNA, 681 nt
Organism: Polyodon spathula (Mississippi paddlefish)
Lineage: Eukaryota; Metazoa; Chordata; Actinopteri; Acipenseriformes; Polyodontidae
Product: transmembrane protein 233-like
Exons: 4
Coding region: 1-336 (111 amino acids)
Cellular component (GO): membrane
Source: RefSeq, a predicted model, not a curated record